AUGGUCAAGGACAAAGACACAGUGAUAAGAGAAUUCAAUGAUCUGGUCAACAUGACCCCGAAUGAGCUGCGCGAUUGGCUGAAGGAAGACAGCUCCGUAUCUGCAGGAUGGAGCAACGGCUCGGGAGAGACCGUCGGGCAUGAAAGCGGUCGGAAGAUCAUUCAGAUCCUGGAGCAUAACCCCGAUGGUGACCCCGAUGCCUACGAGGACGCCGAGAUCGACCACAUGCGCAAGGUUGUCUCCUACUGCAAACGCCAUCUUGCGCAGGAGGGGGCGGCUAAACAGAACACCGAUAGCAAGAGCUACCGAUCCCUGAAGAACUGGGGGCAUGAUGCUCUCAAGGAAUAG
Messenger RNA from Penicillium chermesinum, 348 nucleotides. RefSeq names its product DUF3140 domain-containing protein. The record is from RefSeq and is a predicted model, not a curated record. NCBI's taxonomy places the organism in Eukaryota, Fungi, Ascomycota, Eurotiomycetes, Eurotiales, Aspergillaceae. The coding region runs from base 1 to 348 and encodes 115 amino acids. The transcript has 3 exons.